This is a messenger RNA of Anopheles nili, 1770 nucleotides long. RefSeq names its product adipokinetic hormone/corazonin-related peptide receptor variant I-like. The coding region runs from base 1 to 1770 and encodes 589 amino acids. The record is from RefSeq and is a predicted model, not a curated record. NCBI's taxonomy places the organism in Eukaryota, Metazoa, Arthropoda, Insecta, Diptera, Culicidae. Gene Ontology annotation, biological process: G protein-coupled receptor signaling pathway. Gene Ontology annotation, cellular component: membrane. The transcript is spliced from 9 exons. Gene Ontology annotation, molecular function: G protein-coupled receptor activity.
AUGUACCUGGCGGCUGGCCUCCUCAACAUCAUGGAUAUCUCCCUUCAGCAUGAAUACCUGCAGGAGUAUCUUCAAAGUGCGGCCGCCAUGGGCAACUUCUCCGGUGCCGUCCCGUACGGGAUCGGAUCGAUGUUUGGCGGGCUCGCAUCCAACGGAUCCGGCGUACUGGCUGGGCUAGACAAGAAUGGCUCCGAGGUUACCAUCACGGCCCCAGGACACACCGACUCGACCGUGGCCGUCAUCAUCGUGUACUGCGUAUUAUUUGUGAUAGCGGCCGGCGGCAAUCUGUCGGUUGUCAUAACGCUGUUUCGCUCACGGCGCCAUCGACGAUCGCGUGUCAGUCUCAUGAUCUGCCAUCUGGCGGUAGCCGACCUGAUGGUCGCGUUCAUCAUGAUUCCACUGGAGGUCGGUUGGCGCAUCACGGUGCAGUGGCACGCCGGCAACGUGGCGUGCAAGGUGUUCCUGUUUAUGCGAGCCUUCUGCCUGUAUCUUAGCUCCAACGUGCUGGUGUGUGUGUCUCUCGAUCGUUGCUUUGCUGUGAUAUACCCGUUGCGCGUAUCUGCGGCCCGGAAGCGCGGCAAAAUCAUGCUCGGUGGAGCGUGGUUUAUUGCCUUCGUCAACGCCAUGCCACAGAGUAUUAUUUUCCGCGUGCAGCAACACCCGCAGGUGCCCGGUUUCACGCAGUGCGUCACAUUUGGCUUCUUCGCGACGCCCGGCCUGGAGACGGCGUACAAUCUGUUCUGCGUUAUUGCGAUGUACUUCCUGCCGCUGAUGAUCAUCAGUGGCGCUUACACUGUGAUCCUGUGUGAAAUCUCCAACCGGUCACGGGAAAAGGAAACGAGCGAUUCGAACACAACUGGCACUAUGCGGCUGCGAUGUAACGACCUGACGCAUAUCGAACGAGCUCGCCAGCGCACCUUACGCCUCACCAUCACCAUUGUGGUCGUGUUCGUGUGGUGCUGGACCCCGUACGUCGUCAUGACCCUUUGGUACAUGUUCGACCGUGAAAGUGCUUCUAAGGUGGACGUUGCCGUCCAAGACGGACUCUUUCUGAUGGCGGUAUCCAACUCGUGCAUGAACCCGCUCGUGUAUGGUUCGUAUGCGAUGAAAUGUCGGUUACCAUGUCGGAGACGUAACACUCCUGGUGGGGCCCAAACUCCCAACGCAGCCCAGCGGCGCUCUACAGAUGCUGUUUCCGGAAUGAUCGGACCACAUUCGGACCGGCUGACCGGUCGGGAUAAUAAAGAUGAGCUGCUCAUAGCCGACCACCGGAGCAUAACGAUGAACCAUCUCAACCAGAACGGUGGAAUCGCGCUCCUACAACCGACAGCAUCACUGCUACGAUCGACGGGAGGCGGUGGGCCACUUGGGGCCGGUUCAAGUGGUAGCAACGGUGCGGCCAAGACGGCAACGACGCGCUUCUACAACCGGCUCGGUUGCGGCACGACCAACCACACCAACUAUCACAGCAACGCAGCCAGACAGCCCGUCUCGGGAAUGAUCUCCGGCUCUGGUCAGGGAGGAGAACGUGCUGGAGAAUGCCACCGGAAGAGCGGUGAAAAAGAGCACCACUCAAGGAUGGGUGGGUACUGGUCCGGUGCCACCGGUAAGGGCGCCCAGUCGAGUUACAGCGAGUUCGCGAUGCUGGCGGACGAACACUCGAUCAUGCUGUCCCGGCCAUCCUUCUACUCCGAUCCGACCCCCCAUGAGCUUGACUCGUCGGUCGAGUGUGGACUCACGCGUAGCCUGGACACCGGAGGCUGGCGAUGA